AUGUUGCAGACCAUAACACUCAGUACACCUACCUGCCCACUUUACUUACAGGCCUCGAAAGAGGAGAAGCGGUUCGAUUUCAGAGACGUAUGCUCCUCGUCAGGAGAAAUCCCGGCCCUUUUUAAUCGUCUGCCGGAAGAACUCGUUGAUCAUGCCUUACACACACUCCAAGAUGCAGGCGUCGAACUUAUCGAAUGGAGGUCGCUGCUGUACAGACGCAUGGGCGUUCCUGUUUUGAUUAAGGAUUACCACUACCUUGUUCGUGACGAGGACCUCCACGCCGCAUCGGACAUCCUUCUGCAUGAGGGUCUGCCACUAUCAUCACCACCUCCUCUGUUAAUCGAGACCGGUGGGGACUUCUAUACACAGGGCCACAUGCACCGUCUUACGCCAUCAAGUUCCGUUGGUCUUGCCCAGCACCUUGUUCUUUACCCCUCCUCAUUCGCCUCCUAUAUCCCAUCUGAGCUUUCGCCCGCUCCCUCGCUCAUUCCCCUCGCCUCGCCGCUGUGCAAAUCUAUCCUAGUACCUCGCCAGAGUGCUGUUUACGCUUCCAUCCUGCGCAUGAUGCAGCGAUAUCCACGAUGGUCGUCCACACGUUCGACCCUGGAGACACAUCUGUCUGAGCUCAUCGGCUACAAUCUAUAUGAUCUCCAAGAUGGUUACGUGGACGUCGAUGAUGAGGAGUCAUGCCAGGCGCUCGAGGUCGAUCGACGGGUUGAGGACGCGGUAGAGAUUGUCCGAGGAUGGAAUCAUACUGGUGUGUGGCGUGUGGGAGAGGAAUGGAUGGGCGAUGCUCUGGCAGCGGUCGUUAAAGGGCCAGGAGACAUAGACAGUUGA
This is a messenger RNA of Sparassis crispa, 837 nucleotides long. RefSeq lists its product as hypothetical. The transcript has 3 exons. Bases 1 to 837 code for a protein of 278 amino acids. Lineage: Eukaryota; Fungi; Basidiomycota; Agaricomycetes; Polyporales; Sparassidaceae. The record is from RefSeq and is a predicted model, not a curated record.